Arabis nemorensis is the source of this 471-nucleotide messenger RNA. Lineage: Eukaryota; Viridiplantae; Streptophyta; Magnoliopsida; Brassicales; Brassicaceae. The record is from the annotation of a GenBank genome assembly.
AUGAUUGGAUUGUGCGUCGAGGUUGAAGAAAUAAAGCAAAAAAAUGUGGUUGGUAGAGAUAAAAACGUCGUAGAUGAGAAAGUCGCAACCGAAGCAUGUGAUGAACAUGUUGAAGAGGAUGAAGAAGAUAAUUGUAGAUUUGACUACUGCGACGAUCCGGACGGUGCAAGUUCGGACGAUGACGAAUACGGUAGGUGUGGUAGAUUUACAGAUGACGAGGAACCAAGGGAAAAUCUACCACAUAAGAAAAGAGGUUUAUCAUCGAUUCCUGAAUUUGUGAAGUUGGAAAUGCGGUUAGUAGACUUAGCUGUUGGGCAAUGUUAUGAUACAAAAGAGGACUUGGAGAUGAGAUUGCAAAUUCUUUCGGUUGCACAGCAGUUUGACUAUAACGUCGGCUACACAACACCAAUGUUAUUGACGAUUUAUUUUCAGCAUGGUGGUAGAUUUAUUAUCAACACGAUUGUAGAUUAA